Cucumis melo (muskmelon) is the source of this 1066-nucleotide messenger RNA. RefSeq names its product CRIB domain-containing protein RIC4. The record is from RefSeq and is a predicted model, not a curated record. Lineage: Eukaryota; Viridiplantae; Streptophyta; Magnoliopsida; Cucurbitales; Cucurbitaceae. The transcript has 3 exons. Bases 201 to 722 code for a protein of 173 amino acids.
AUCAAAGCUACUGCCAACAUCCAAACAUUAUUAUUCCAUUAUUAUAACAAACCAAUUCCCACUUCCCCGAAAUGGCUUUUGAUUUCUUUUUGUCCCUCUAAAAAAUUAAAUCCAUUUAUUUCAUUUCUCUCUCUUUUUCCUCAUUGAAUGUGAAAAAAGAAGAAGAAGAAGAAGAAGAAGAAGAAGAAGAAGAAGGAAAAAUGAGACGUAAAAUGGAGAGAUUGGUUCUUCUUCCUUUCUCUGUGGGAUGUAUCUCUGAAACAAGUGUUGCUGUGGGAAUUCAACACAAUUCAACAACUUCAAAACCACAUCCCAUCUCUUCUCCUACAUCAAAAGGUGAGAAAGAUGAAGAUGGGAAAGAAGAAAUUGGUUGUGAAAGGUCAUUAGAGGAAAGCUUGAAGAAUUCUCAAAGGUUCACAGCACUUGCAAAGCCUAAUAUUGGAGUUGGCUUUCAUAGGCUUUACAAAGGUUUCAAGAACAUCUCUCAAUUAUUUGUGUACAAAGAAGAGAUGGAAGAAAUGGAGAUGGAAAUGGAAAUAGGAUCUCCAACAGAUGUGAAGCAUGUGACACACAUAGGAUGUGAUGCCACAGCAAGAUCAGAAGAUGCUGCCAAUUCUUUCAUUGCUUGGGAAACUCUUCUAGCUUCUUCUUCUUGGAGGCAAUUUGAUGAUCAACUUUCAAACCCUAAGCAUUUACCAAAUAUUCUUGGUCAUUCCAUUUGAAAUAAUAAUAAUAACAACAAUAAUAAUCUCUCCAAUAUAUAAGAUUUCAUCACUACUUAUGUGCAAACAAAUGUAUGGUGUUCUUGUUUUCAUUUUUUCUUUUUCUUUUUCUUUUUCUUAAUGCAUGUUUGAUGAUCAUGAUCAUGGCAUUCAUAUGGAGAUAUAUGUAUAUUUAAUGUCUCUACAACAUGAACUUUUUUUUUAUUUUGCUAAUUUAUGUAUAAAUCGUAUGUCAAGAUUUGCGUGACAUAACUCCUAUGUAUAUGUUUAACUUCUCUUUUUUCCAAUAAGAACAACAUAAAACAGACACUCUUAGCUAUAAAAAGUGCGAGAUUCAAAGCUCC